CCACGUGUUUAGUCGGUUGUGAUGCCAAACUGUAGCUGACAAUAUUAAACAAACUCAGCUUAGAAGAGGCUGAACCAAGUGCAACAAGUGACAUGGAAAAUCAGGCAUACAUUGCGGAGUCUCGCGUUGAUGUCACCGGAGGCGGUUCCGGUGGUUUGACACACAAUAACAACGGAACAAGUGUAUCACCUGCUGCGGUUGGCAAUGGAAGCGCACCGAAAUCCUCGACGCAGCCGGUUCGCGAUAAAUGGGGGAAAGAUGUGGAAUUUAUGCUUUCCUGUAUAGCCUAUUCCGUCGGAUUUGGAAACGUGUGGAAGUUCCCGUACACUGCUCUCAAGAAUGGAGGGGGUGCUUUCUUGAUCCCCUAUCUGGUGGUACUGUUCAUCGUAGGACGUCCGAUCUACUAUCUGGAGAUGGUGAUGGGACAAUUUUCCAGCCGCGGAUGUGUUAAAAUCUACGAUUUGAGUCCUGCUAUGAGAGGAAUCGGAGUGGGCCAAUCUAUUGCCAUGUUCAUCGUCAUGACCUACUACACACCAGUAUUAGCAAUUACGUUUCGAUAUCUGUUGGCAUCGUUCAGCGUCGAACUGCCUUGGGCUAAGUGUGAUCCAACUUGGCCAAACUGUGUCGAUUCGGAUUUUGUCGGACAAAUCGUGUCGAAUUCAACUGUCCCACCUAAAGCAUCAGCUGAGCUGUACUUUCUCAAUUCUGUGAUGCACAAAAACACAUCACUGUACGAAGGUGUUGGAAUCCCCGACUGGAAGCUGGCUCUGUGCCUUCUGUUCUCGUGGCUGUGUGUUGCGACGAUUCUCAUCAAAGGCAUCAAAAGUACCGGAAAGGCUUCCUACUUUCUCGCCAUCUUUCCGUACGUCAUUAUCGCCAUCCUGCUGGUACACGCGUGCACAUUGAAGGGAGCAUUCAACGGAAUUCUGUACUUUCUAACACCACAGUGGGACCAAUUGUUGAACGUUACGGUGUGGUAUGAAGCUGUAACUCAGUGUUUCUUCUCGCUGUCGGUUUGCUUCGGUGGUAUUAUUGCCUAUUCUUCGUUCAACAACUUUUCCAAUAAUGUUUACAAGGACGCCAUGAUCAUUUCCUGGCUGGACACCUUCACCUCCAUAAUUGCCGGCUGCAUUGUGUUCGGCGUAAUCGGCAAUCUGGCGUACGUAACCGAACAGAACGACAUCCAGACGGUGGUGAAAAGUGGCGCCGGGCUAACGUUUAUGACCUACCCGGACGCAAUCGCAAAGUUUGACCUGCUGCCGCAGCUAUUUUCGGCCCUUUUCUUUCUAAUGCUGUUCAUCGUCGGACUGGGCAGUAAUUUGGGUGUGACAACGAGCAUCGUGACAGCGGUUCGCGAUCAGUGCCCGUGGUUGAAGAACUGGCAGGUUGUUACAGCAGUUGCCCUGGCAGGUUUUUCGUUUGGAUUGGUUUAUCUGACACCCGGAGGAUUGGAUCUGCUGGAUAUUUUGGACUACUAUGGGGCUAAGUAUGUAACCUUGACUCUGGCGGUGUUCGAACUGGUGACGCUAGCUUGGAUAUACGGUGUGGAUCGGAUCUGUCGGGACAUAAAAUUCAUGCUGGAACGCAGUACCAGUUUGUUUUGGAGGAUCUGCUGGGGCAUUGUGACUCCUCUGGUGACGGUGCUGAUUCUAUUGCUGAGUUUUGUAGACUAUGAAGCGUUCUCUGUUCCUAAUGGAUACAAUGUUCUAGGAUGGUGCAUCUACAUCGUUGCAGUUCUUCAAUUACCCGGUUGGGCUUUGUAUGCCACAUGGCGCACGAAAACGUUGGAUUCAUUGUUUGCUGCAGUUAAGAAAUCAUUUCGUCCACUGGCCGAGUGGGGUCCAGAAAUAACAGAGACUCGAAUCCGCUACCAGGAAGAGGUAGAACGACAUGACGCAACGGUAACGCGAGAUCGAAACGCAAUCGACUUCAUCAAGCGAAAGCUGUUCAGCUGAGAAAUGUUGUGCGCUGUGAAGGUUGAAGUUUUAACCUCAUUUGUGUUUGUAUAUGUACUUUUAGCUUAUCGUUAGUUGAAUUGAGAUUCAUUGGAUUCGCAUCCAAUAUUUGUAGCUUGGCAAUUUAGAAUUAACCGUUGCCAUAUUGUUUUAUUAUAGCUGAUAUUAAAUAGA
Molecule: messenger RNA, 2129 nt
Organism: Topomyia yanbarensis
Lineage: Eukaryota; Metazoa; Arthropoda; Insecta; Diptera; Culicidae
Product: sodium-dependent nutrient amino acid transporter 1-like
Exons: 7
Coding region: 93-1955 (620 amino acids)
Biological process (GO): sodium ion transmembrane transport
Cellular component (GO): membrane
Molecular function (GO): L-amino acid transmembrane transporter activity
Source: RefSeq, a predicted model, not a curated record